Armigeres subalbatus is the source of this 11202-nucleotide messenger RNA. Its product is annotated as acetylcholinesterase. Gene Ontology annotation, molecular function: acetylcholinesterase activity. The transcript is spliced from 9 exons. NCBI's taxonomy places the organism in Eukaryota, Metazoa, Arthropoda, Insecta, Diptera, Culicidae. Gene Ontology annotation, cellular component: plasma membrane. Gene Ontology annotation, biological process: acetylcholine catabolic process; choline metabolic process. The record is from RefSeq and is a predicted model, not a curated record. The coding region runs from base 1323 to 3434 and encodes 703 amino acids.
CUUUUCCGAGUCGCAUGUCUGCUGUGCCGCAAUGAGGAGCUGCUUCAAAAGGAUAUAAUACCUUUUUCCAGCAAGUGAGUUCUGUGGAAAGUUGGAAACUUUUCCUUCACUGUGAUAUCCAUCGACGGAGGAUAGUAAGUGCGUGGUGUAAUCCGCUAGCUCGCUAGGUUUCCAAUUAAGCUGUUCACGGGAUUUUGUGUCGAGGACGGUGGCAUUGACAAGGGAUUAAAAGCUGUUUGCAGGAGAAACUAAAAAUCCUUGAACAGUAGGAAAAAGAGGGACAAAAGUUUAUAGUGUGACAAAGUGUUUUUUGCAGGACUGUCUGUGAAGGAAUUUCCUUGGUGCUUUACUGCAUUGGGCCAGAUUGCGAUGCAGCAUUAAGGCACGAAUAAAAAGUCCUGUGAGAAGCUUAAAACAGUGUUCAAUGCAGAUAAAAGAAACAAUAUUGUCAACAGGAAAAACUCAGUAUAGCAAAGAAAAAAGGUAAGCUUGAAGAGACCAGUUCACCGCUGCAGGAAAAUCAAUGGUGGAGCAGACGAAAAUUUGAUAUUUUUGACUUUCAAAAUAACGCACGAAAGAUACCUUUCAAAAGGUUGAGAUAAGAGAAAAAACGAGAGAAAACGAAAAUAGUGAGCAUUAGUAUCCUUCCUAGGACGGCGAUAAUACGGAAAAGCGAAGAACUCGGAAUUGGCAACUGAAUUACAGUGACAACUGCGACCCCAGUAGCUACCGAGUGAGCCAGCCACCGUAGUGAGUGAUACAAAAAGAAAAACAAAACCGUGACUGUGUUUUCCGCUCUUCACGUCAUCUCUUGAGAUUGUGUAAGCAAAUAAAACCAGCAAAGCAAGACAAAUAUAUUCACGACUUCUGACACCGGAUCCGUGCGGUGUUGUGCUGGUUGGCGCAUGAGGGACUGCUUUACUUAGUAGUUUACGCUAACGAAUUGAUUCCAAAGCUCAGGCAAGGGAACAAAAGCGUCAUCCGUCACACACCGAGUGGAAAACGUCGUCACCGGAGAAGAAAAGUUAACCCUCUGAAAAUUUAAGUAGAUAAUAAAACCCCCAACUGGGUGAGUUACGUACUGCAGUGAGUGAACCCGCACAGACAAGUGGAACCCGUUAUUGUCUCCUGGUGGUGCUCCUCGGGAAGUGGAUGUGUAGUGGCAAUUAGCGAAUUUAACACAAAAGGAGUCGGAAAACAAAGCCAGCCCAGUUGAGUGAACCACGCAGCCAGAAGAGCGCCAGCACUUGAGAAAUUGGUGUCAUCAUCGUUAAAUGCUCUUCUCUACAGUCUUAUAGCUUUAUUUGCGAUUUCUCCAAGCCAUGGAGAUCCGAGGCCUAAUAACCCGAUUGCUAGGGCCAUGUCACAUCCGGCAUCUGAUACUGUGCAGUCUGGGCAUAUACUCCAUCCUGGUGCAGUCGGUUCACUGCCGGCAUCAUGACAUCGGUAGUUCUGCGGCGCAUCAGCUGGGCUCGAAAUACUCACAAUCAUCAUCCUCGCUAUCGUCAUCCUCGCAAUCGUCAUCAUCGUUAGCCGAAGAGCCGGUGCUGAGCAAAGAUUCAGAUGCAUUUUUUACACCAUAUAUAGGUCACGGAGAUUCUGUUCGAAUUGUAGAUGCCGAAUUAGGUACUCUAGAGCGAGAGCAUGUUCACAGCACCACUACGCGAAGGCGUGGCCUGACGCGGAGGGAAUCCAGCUCAGAUGCAAAUGACAAUGAUCCGUUACUCAUCACUACGGACAAAGGUAAGGUCCGAGGCCUAACACUCGAAGCUCCUAGCGGAAAGAAGGUGGACGCAUGGCUUGGCAUCCCGUACGCACAGCCCCCACUAGGGCCCCUGAGAUUCCGGCACCCCCGGCCGGCCGAAAAAUGGACGGGAGUGCUGAACGCCACCAAGCCGCCAAACUCGUGUGUCCAGAUUGUGGACACGGUGUUUGGCGACUUUCCGGGUGCCACCAUGUGGAACCCGAAUACCCCGCUAUCCGAAGACUGUCUAUACAUCAACGUGGUUGUGCCGCACCCGAGGCCAAAGAACUCCGCCGUUAUGUUGUGGAUAUUUGGGGGCGGAUUCUAUUCCGGUACUGCUACCCUAGACGUGUACGAUCAUCGCACACUCGCAUCGGAAGAAAACGUUAUCGUAGUUUCACUGCAGUACCGAGUCGCCAGCUUGGGAUUUUUGUUCCUUGGAACUCCGGAAGCUCCCGGAAAUGCUGGUCUGUUCGAUCAAAACUUGGCCUUGAGAUGGGUGCGCGAUAAUAUUCACAAGUUCGGUGGGGAUCCAUCCCGAGUGACCUUGUUUGGAGAAAGUGCAGGUGCUGUCUCGGUAUCACUGCACUUGCUUUCAGCCUUAUCGAGAGACCUAUUCCAGAGAGCCAUUCUCCAAAGUGGAUCGCCCACAGCUCCAUGGGCUUUAGUGUCCCGCGAAGAAGCUACGCUUAGAGCUCUUCGUUUGGCAGAAGCCGUCAACUGUCCUCACGAUGCGACAAAACUCAGCGAAACGGUGGAAUGUCUGCGCACAAGGGAUCCAAACGUGCUGGUCGACAACGAGUGGGGCACGCUGGGAAUCUGCGAGUUCCCGUUUGUUCCCGUCGUUGACGGUGCAUUCCUCGAUGAAACUCCACAACGUUCGCUGGCCAGUGGUCGGUUCAAGAAAACGGAUAUUCUUACCGGCAGCAAUACGGAGGAAGGUUACUAUUUCAUAAUUUACUACUUGACUGAACUUUUGAGGAAAGAAGAGGGUGUGACAGUCUCACGAGAAGAGUUCCUGCAAGCAGUUAGAGAACUUAAUCCUUACGUGAAUGGAGCCGCAAGACAGGCUAUCGUGUUCGAGUACACUGACUGGACCGAACCGGAGAAUCCCAACAGCAACCGGGAUGCAUUGGAUAAGAUGGUCGGAGACUAUCACUUCACGUGCAAUGUGAACGAGUUCGCACAGCGAUAUGCAGAGGAGGGUAACAAUGUGUAUAUGUAUUUGUACACCCACAGGAGCAAAGGUAAUCCCUGGCCAAGGUGGACCGGUGUAAUGCAUGGUGAUGAGAUCAACUAUGUUUUCGGUGAGCCGCUGAACUCUGCCCUGGGAUAUAUAGAAGAGGAGAAAGGCUUCAGUAGGAAAAUAAUGAGAUAUUGGUCAAACUUUGCUAAAACGGGAAAUCCCAACACAAGUCCUCCAAAUAACGAAGUACCGGAAUGGCCGAAACAUAGCGCUCAUGGCAGACAUUAUCUAGAACUUGGACUCAACACAUCUUUCGUGGGCCGCGGUCCACGGCUGCGGCAAUGUGCGUUCUGGAAGAAAUAUCUGCCGCAACUAGUAGCAGCUACCUCUAAUCUACAAGUAACUCCUGCUCCAAGCGAUCCAUGCGAAAGCAGUGCAGCACCUUAUCGACCCCUUCUAGUUUUGAUAGUUUCGCUAAUUCUUGCAACCCGUUUCAAAAUAUAAAUUUUUUAAGUUUGUUAGGCUUUUUACAUAGGUCGGUUAGGAAAAAACUGAAUGAUGGUUGCAAACUAACAUCAAUACUACUAUUAAUACCAAUACUAUUAAAUAAUAAAAAUGAAAAUGGAACAAUAAAGCUAGAUUUUAUUAAAUUUGUCCAAAACUUAUCGAUCCUAAGUGAACAUCGCACUUCACGGUGAACUAAUUGUACAAUUGUGUUUUAUUAUUUCCCUACAACGUUAUGUAAAACAGAGGUGAUAUCAUUGAUAUUUUACUACUCAUACAAUAAAACAAAGUAUUUCCUGUUAUAAAUUGUGAUGAAUAUUUCGCUUUAACUACACCAGUAAACGUUACUUAAGUUCAAAUAGCAAGAAUUUUUAUAUAAAGACAAAACUAAUUAAUACAACAGCUGCUAGAGACAACUAGACAUUAAAUCGGAUAUGGUUAUUUUGAGAUACAAUGUGAAAUAAUUCAAGGAACUAGCGAAAUCUCUCUCUAUAAACUCGAGAAAAGGAAAACAAAUGGCAAAAGUGUAAUGAUACAAUAAACCCAAGCAUCUGAUUCUAACAAUCAACUGUUUCUUUAUCAAAAUUUGAACAAAUUUACUUAUUAAGAUACACACUAACACACACUAAUGCCAUUAACAAACCACACGAGGAACACCCAAUCUUCAAGGAAAAGGAAUUGUAGCUGACCGUUACAAAACUGAAAAUAAAACUGAAAAUAGGAAAAAUAGUUAAUGUUAGAUUACCUAAUCCUGCAGCAGCUGAGCAUGUUGGGAAAUGGCACCUUCAAAGUAAUCGAAAAAGAGAAAAAACUGAAAACAUAUCAUUAUAUAAUGUAACUCCGUUGUAAGCUAUUGACAGAACGUGGAAAACAAAUGAAAUCACCCAAGUGUAGUUAAAUAUUUCUAUACAAUUUAUGGUGGCCAAUUUUAAUAUGAUUAAAAAAGAAACGACAGAGGCGCAGCACGAGAGAAGAAGCCCAAAAAACUAAAACGAGACAACAAAUGUGGAGCGAAUUAGGAAACCUGCUGUUCAUUGAAUUCCUUCUAGCUGCUGGAUCAGAAGAUUCUGCAAAUCUUCUACACAAUAUUAAGACUAAGUAUAAAAUAGAAACCACUGACUAGAAAUGAAAAAAAAAAUAGAAAAAAUAAAAAAGAAAGUACUAGAAACACACAAAUAAUUAUAUAUAGAACAAGUGAAAACCAAUGCGACUGUGUUUAGGCUGCGACGUUUGGAUGUAAAAUUUCUUUGCUAGUUGCACCCAUUCUCAUGAACCACUAGAAUCUAAAUGAGUGACAGAAAAAAAUAGAACAGAAGCGAGCCAUUAACGACGAAAAUGAAUAGAGCCUUUAGUUAUCCUAAAAUGUGAAACUCUUCCCAGGAAAACAUGAAUCUAUGUAUGAAAAAACCCAAAACAUUGUGAUGAUUUCCCUAAAAGAAAGUAAAGACAAAAAGAAUAUUUAUCAAAAUUUAGCUCAUCGAAAGUUGACUCUCACGUGCAUAAUUUACAAUAUUUACAGUUCUUUCAAUUAAUUUGAAAACCAAUUUCAAAUCAUCAUUGUCCUUAUUCGAAAUUUCAUUUGAAGUCAAAGAGCUAUAAAUCUCUUAUCUCAAACAUAUUUUUUUAAUAAAAAUAAACAACACUUUAAAAAUAAGUAAAAUAAAAGAGCCUAAGGACACGUUGCCUCAAUGGAUAGAAGUUGCAAUCCUUCUGAUCGAUCCAUAGCUGCCCGUCGCCACUCACGAGUGUACGGAAGGUUCACAAACCAUUUUCCACCAGUCGAUCCAAACUUUUUAAAGUUGUGUCAUAGUAUCAAUGUCGUCAAGGACGCUGAACGAACCUUAUGAGAAUCCUACAACUCGUGUCAAUUCGCACGUCGCGUUUACUCAGGCGGGCUUGUUAUGCGAUGUUAUGUAAUAGAGAAUAUGAUGUAAUAAUCGUUUUGUCAUAACCCUGUGCUCACUUCAAAAGGACUCGAGAGCGUCCCUAAAAUCCAAGCUACGGAUUAUCCAUUGACUUCUUGAAAAAUCGUGUCAAUGCAUCCAGAAAUCCGUAUUUGUGCAUUAUCUGCCAUAUCUGUUCUCGAUCGAUUUUGUCGUGUACGUGUGACGAACAAUUCCAACGAACAAAACUAAAAGUUAAACGAAUCGCUGGAAUGGUUCAAAGCCUAACUAAAAUUCUUGAAAAUCUGUUGCUUGAAGUUCUGCCUUUCGAUCACAUCGCACUAUACGUUGAGAAGAUUCCCGAUUGAGUCCCAGAUGGUAGCAUGUGGCAUAUGCUCAUUACAUGAACGGUCUAACCACAGAUAACAUAUAUUUGAGCAAGAACAAAUUUAAUUGAAAAUCAUGUGUGAACUUUCGAACUGAUAUACGUUGACUCACUACCGCCACCUACUCAACUGAUUGCGAAAGUACAUACAACCUUCAACAAUACAACCUUCGUGAGGCACCUAUAGACUAACGCAAAAUGAACUCCCCCAAGAAAUUAUGACGUUUGAGCGGGUCGCAUAAUGAACGCAAAAUGAAUUUUUGUUCCAGAAGACGACCCGCUCAAAUGUCAAAAUCCAUCGGGUGAGUGAAUUUCAUGAACUCCUGCACAGGUCUAUUAAACGCCAAAAGCUUCAUUAGGUUCAUUUGGUGCACUCUCCCAUGAGACUGUGCACGAGUUCAUUAUUGUUCUUUAGGCGGUGCCAUAAUGAUCAUACCAUACAUCGUGUUUAUUUUAAAUGAACUUUGCCACCUUCCAAACUUUGAAAUCUUCUUUAAGUUCGUUUGAUGCACUGCCCCAUGGGUUUAUUAGUUUGAAAUGAACUUAAGGGCACUCCUCACGGAAUCCAAAUUUCAAAGUACUCACGUUUUCAAGGACACACCACUCGAUACGAAAGUAAUGCACAACUGUCAUUUCUAUUUUUUCACGCAUGCUGCGACGCAGCAAAGCUGAAAAAAUAACAAUGACAGUUGUGCGCUGCUUCCGUAUCGAAAGGUGUGCUCUUGAAAACGCGAAUACUUUGAAAAUUAGAUUCCGUGAGGAGUGCCCUUAAGGUAUAGACCUGUGCAAGAGUUCAUCAAAUUCACUCACCCGAUGGAUUUUGACAUUUGAGCGGGUCGUCCACUCGAACAAAAGUUCAUUAUGCGACCCGCUCAAACGUCAUUAUUUCUUGGAGGAGUUCAUUUUGAGUUAGUCUAUGGAAAUUUUUUCAUUUCGGCACCGCUCAAACAUCAAAACCUUCGUCAAGUUUAUUUGGUGCACUGUCCCAUUUUGGCAGUACACCAAAUUAACUUGACGAAGGUUUUGACGUUUGAGCGGUACCAAAAUGAACACAUUUUCAUAAAUCGUGUUAAUUUCAAAUGAAUUCCGGAACCUCCAAAACUUCAAAAGCUUUGUUAAGGUGAUUAUACAACAAAGCCAGAAAUCGGCCAUCUUGAAAACCACGUGCUUUUCUCAGUGCUUUUUCAGGAGCACGAGCUGUGAGAACCGUAACGCGCAUGAUGCUUAAACAAUUUGUAGAUCAUUUACUCAAUCAUGCUGAACAAUCGACUUUCUGCAUUAUACGAAGAUUAUUAAGCCAGACUUGGGCUUUUAGAAAUAAGGCUUUUUAUGAGACGUUUAGCGGUGGCCCGAUUAUUUACUUCUAAUGUUUUUUUUUGGUAUGAUUCUGCGUGAACAUUCCGUUAGGUCCGAACACCAAAUAAUGUUUGUAAAGUUUUAAUUUUCAUUCGUGUUUUCUUCAGCAUUUCAUGCUUAGAAUGCAAUGGUAUGAAUAAUCUAACGACACGUUUUAAGAAUCAUAUGAAAAACUUUGUUCUAAAACACUGGUAGACGAAAAGUAAAACAGGCAGAAUUGAUGAUGGGACCCAUCGGAAUGUUCAGCGCGAAAUUACCAAACAAACGGGCUCCCACUAAUUGUCAAAGUAGAUAAACACGAGAAAAACAGCUGUUUCCAUCUGUCCCAUAAAAUGUAUUAUUGAAGUAUAAAAACCUGUGGUGAAUAUAAAAUUCACCACAAGAUUCAUUGUAUAAUCACCUUAAGGUGAUUAUACAAUCAACCAUGUGGUGAAUUUUAAAUUCACCAUACGGUUUUCUACACUCAGAAAUUGAACAAACCAUUGUUAGUAUAGAAUCAAAUCUUUUUAUAUAUAAACGAAACUUAUACUUAGCCUAGUUUAAGAAGUAUUCUAUGCAAGAUUACCAUUUAAUCUAUUAUAGAAUUUGGCGAAACUAUAUUCCAAAAGUAUAUUUGCGGCUCUGAAAUUUGCUGGCGGUUACGUUUUUUGUGCUAUGUGCUUUUUUAAAUAGGUGCUCAGAUCACUGUCUUUUCGACGCUACAGCAAGUACGGAAUCUUCAAGAAUAUGCAGAAUUAUUUAAGAAUAUAUGGUGGAGUAGGAAACGAAAGUUUGAUGGUAGGUUUUUGAAUUAAUUUUCCGAUGAAAAUAAUGCUUAUGUGGUUUUGAUUUUAGUACCGAUACGAUUCCGGUGGCUCUUAUGAUAAAGAAAAAUGCCAGCAUUUCAAAGAUGGAAUGCCGGCAAUCAUCCCGCUUUAGCAAAAAAGGUAUCGGCAAGAUUUGAAUUAGUUUUUCUGACGCCAGAAUAAAGGAAAUGUGUUCGGAUCGAAUAGCAGCACAAGCUGUUGUCCCACAAAAUCUGAUAAAAGCAAAUAAGAUUGUAAGCAUAUUCCAAGUAUCGUGAUCUAGAAUCAAACUUUGAUCGCUCAACAGCUCAUUUUGGGUACGGCAGCUGCACCACGUGAUCUGUAUAGUCGGAUAAUUAGGUCAAGCAAUAACAGAUCUGUUGUGCGUAAAUGACGACCGUCAGAUAGAGCCGGCAACAAAGUAUGGAUGCCUUGAUGGAUGCGCUUUCCAAUCAGUUUGAAGAAUUUGGCGAAGCGGGUAACCUACCCGCAAACAAUGUCCCACGUGCGCGGGGCAACUUUAGACAUUUACAUACUAGAGCAACCAGUCAAAGACUUCGGCAGUACUGCUCAAUGCUCAGCAUCGUUUGUUACAUUAUGCUUAAAUUAAAUGAAAUGAAUAAAAUAAAAAGUUUGACAAAAAUAUUUUCCUGCUCUCGUUUGUAAACACUGAAUAAUUCUAACAUUAUAUAAACUCAACUAAUACUAUUUUCAAUAUUUUCGCUUUAUACUAUUUCCAUAUACAUGAAAGUUAUACUAAACAAGUAUAACUGGCACUUAAACGAAGCUGGGGUCAACCAGGCGAAUAGCCGAUUAGAAUGACUUUUAAUCUAUUUAGUAUAUAUUUUUCUCAGAGUGUACUCCUAUUAUCAAAAGUUCAAAUCUAGCGUAAUAAUUUUCAUAACAUGCUGAAAUUAAAGUCGAUUGUUCAGCAUAAGUAAGCAAACGAUCUACGGAUGUUUCAUCCCCAUGGGCGUUGUGGUUCUCUUAAUUCGUACUCUCUUGAAAUAUCACUAGAAAAAGCACGUGAUUUCCAAGAUGGACGAUUUGUGGCUUUGUUGUAUAACCACCUUAAGUACAUUCGAUGAUCUGCCCCGAUUGGAAUCAAUCACGCUACUUCGGGAAUCGGGAACCAUGUGACUGUGAAAAUCAGCAAGGACAAUAAGGUUGUUCUUUCACUGCUCAAGAUAUUGGGUCGGAAUGUUUUGCAUGCUUUUAAUUCUUCCGCCAAAAACCAAAAAAAUAUAGUAGCGAGCUUCUUUCGAUGAGCAAGGACCAAUUUUCGAACAAUAUAAACUAAACCUGUGAAUGAUCUGUGAGCCGAUUGUGUGUUGAAGAAGUAGAAACAAAUCAUUAUACUAAUGUGUUAGUCGGAAGUGCAAUGCUGAUAUUUGACGCCGCUUCGAAACAAUUGGAAUUCUCGUUCAGUUUCUCCGUAGGUGUACUCAAAUUAAGCCCACUAAUUAAAACAAUUGGUUCUCGUGCCAGCUUGUAGACCAAUCGAUGUUACGCUUCAGCAAAAGACACACAAACAAACCGCAACCGAAAUGACUCAAAUGCGCCAUUUUCUGGUGAUAUCCGUUGGUGGCUAAAAGUACAAAAUUAAGAAGAAAAAACCUUCAUUAAUUAGUAUUGAUAGAAGUGGUUUUGAGUAAUUGGCAUUGUAGUGAAUCAAUAGAAGACAGAUUCUACACCAGAAAUUGCACAUUCAUGUCUCUUAGGAGCCGUGCACUCGAAGGCUAACUGGCGAUCAAGAGCCAGCUUCAGGAUUUAGUAAAACGUGAGCAUGAGUAAACAAUAUUGCCAUUCGUUCUUUUGUAGUUUUAGAACCCGCGAGUCAGAUUUAUAGCACUCACCAAUCAAUUUAUCAGACAAAAUGCAAAGAAAAAAGAAAAUCACUUUAAAAACAACGGAAUCAACGAUCGCUAAAAGUAAGAAAAUAAGAACUAAACUGUAAGUUGAGCAUAAGUCAAUAAACACCGUUUAAUAUAUAAGUAAUGGACAACAACUAAAUAAAGAAGGCUACCUUAGCUAAGUAUCAGAGAAAAAACAACAAGCGAAAAGAGUGGAAAAGGGAAAAUGUUCAUAAUACAUAUCAUUUAAUCUUAGAAUGUAUAAUCAUUUUAGGAGACAUAUUUUUAUUGAACAAAUAUUACAUAAUUAGCGGAGAUGUGAAAAUAAUGAAACACGCCAUUUAGCAUUAUGUCAAGCCGAAGAAAUGCUUCUACGUUGUAUAUCAAUGAUGAAUGCAAAUUAUUCCGCUCAUAUUCAGCAUUCGUUAUUCGCCACAAUCACUUAGGACGAAACUCUAAGCAACGUUGAAUUAUAAGUAUUAUUUUCACAUCUUUUCAUUUUUAAAAUGCUUGUUCAAAAGUAUGUAUGAAACAUCAAGAGAUUUACGCACUAGCAUUCGUGUCAUGUAAAUAGUCGUUUAUUUUGCCGUUCACUAGAGUUCCUCUAAGAUAAACUAACCUAUCUAACCCAACCUAUUAUACACAUUUCACUUCCAUAAGUUUUUCAAAUGAGCAACAUGGGUGAUUUUUUUUAGUUUGAUAUGGCGAAAAUAUGAUUGACACUGCGGAUUUCGUUGAUAUAUGAAAGGGAUUUUGUUUUCUUGGAUAAAACUAUUGAAAUAUUUAGUUUUCAAAACAUAUAUUUUAGCCCAUCUAAUACAUUGAAAGAAGUAAUAUAAUUUAUCAAGCACCACCAGCAUGGCUUCAAUCGAAUAGUUAUUUUCUAACUAUGAUAGCAUUGUAUAUGCAUUUGGCCUAAUGAAAUAAAAAACCGAAAAAAUCCCCACAAACACAAACUAGUUAUUCUUAUUGAAGCUUCUAUUAAGUAGGAAACGAUAAAAUAAAAAUCAACUAAACUUUACCUUCUAAAUCCAACACAAAACUACACAUCUAUAGCAAGAUUUAAUUCACUUCAUGAUAAUGCGGAAUGAUGACGAAUACAAGAAAUGUACGGGCUAUUUAAUGAGUAAAAAUAAACUAAACAUCAUGAACGCUAAAGAAAAUCAAUAAAGUUUUAUUAAAUUGAAACAAAUAGUUUAUUUUUGUUACCAAUUUCUUCUUAUACAAAAUGGACAAAAAAUCUCUGCUAUAUUAAUUAUUUAUUAACAAUAGAUUUAUAAUGAUUAUACAUACUAGACAGCUAACUAAACCCUACUUAUAAGUAUUAAAAGAGAACGGAAUGAAAUGGCAAAUACUAAUAGAAUUAAAUUGUAUUUAAUUAAUUGAAAGUAAUUGACACCUUGAAUAAUAAAACUAAAAUGAAUAUAUAUUAAACAUAUAAUGCUUUGUUAAAUGUAAAUGUUGUGUAUAGGAAAUAAUAAUACACAAUUUUAAAAAUACAAGAAA